AUGGCCGCGAUUGAGGGGCACGCAUUUACCUGGAGCAGGGACAAUGCCGCAUACACGGAUUGGGAGACACAGGCAGGACAAGUUCUGGACGAUGUCUGGGCCACUUUCGAGAAGCGAGGGAUCUUCCAUUCGCUGGACCGUUCGGCCCAAAAGACAGUCCUGGUCGCUGGAUUGAGUUCUUGCCUUCCGACUCGCUCGGAACCACCAUCGUACGACCUGCUCCCCUUUUACGACGAUGUGGUCCAUGAUCUACCCCCCGAAUACUCUGCGCUUCCACCUUUGGCCCAGCAGAAGCCCAUUGCCUACACAGUUCCAACGGUUCGAGAAAAAUCGCAGAGUCGGGCACCAUCUCUAUUCCGGGAUUCCAUGCUGGACAUCAAGAUUGAUUUUGAGAACUUCACGGGAAUCCGCGAACACAAGAAGAAAAAGGCAGCCGCGCCAAAAAAGGCCGCACCGCCUACGCCUCCCCCACCACCGCCCCCUCCCCCGCCUGGCGGAGAUGGCGCAGACGAUGGCACGAACGGUGAUGGGGGUGACGGAGGAUCAGGCGGUGCAGGUGAUGGCAAUGGAGAUGGCGGUGAUGGGGGCGGCGGUGACGAUUGGAACGACUGGAAUGUGAGUGGCAAGAAGGACAAGAAAAAGAAGGAAGAAGAGGAAGAGGAGGCCAGAUUGGCCAAGGAAGAGGAGGAAAAAAAAGCCGCAGAAGCUUCCGCUGCCAAUGACCUCAGCUGGGCUGAGGAAGGCGGUGGCGGUGACGACUCAUGGGCUGGUUUUGCAAGUGUAGGAAAAAAGAAGAAGGGAAAGGAUGAGGCCCCACCGGGAGCGUUUCAAGACAUAACCCUGGACGAUGGUGCCCCGCAACUAGACCUAAGCUUUGAUGCCCCUGCCCCCAAAACUGGGGGUACGGGGUUCAGUUUUGGAGGCUGGGGUAAAGAUUGGACCACUGGUAGCAAGGAUGAUCCUCUGGCUGAAGCCGGAAGUGAAGAUACCAAAGACAAUCCCUGGGGCACCACGUCCAAGAAGAAAGGCAAGACCGGGUUUGAUUUUGGCAACCUUGGCUCUCCACCUGCGGAUGACACCAAGGAAAAUGACUGGGGAGACGGCUGGGGCAUUUCGGGCAAGGACAAGAAAGAGGACGAGCCUGCACCUGCACCUGCAGCUGAGGCUCUACCACCCCGGCCCGAGCCCCCAGUCAGAACUGAUUUCACCCAGGAAGCUUGGUAUACAGGAAUGUCCAAGAAAGAACAAAGGAAAGCCAAAAAGGAAAUGGAGAAGAAGCACAAAGACGAGGACGAUGAAUACGCCAAAGCCCUGGCCGACUAUGAGGAUCAAGUUGCAGCCGCAGCUGCAGCCGCACCUGAACCGGAGCCCGAGCCCGAGCCCGAGCCUGAACCAGUAGUGGAGGAGGCUCCGCCUGCUACUGAUCCUGACAAUGACUGGGGCUGGGGUGUCCCAGUCAAGACCAAGGACAAGAAGAAAAAGAAGAUUGAUCUUCUAGCUGACCCUGACCCCCCAGCUCCAGACCCACCAACGGCCAACGACGACUGGAUGGGCGGAUGGGGCCCUGCGGGAAAGAAAGACAAGAAAUCCCUGGACCCGGAGCCCGUUGUAGAGGAACCACCCAAGGCCACUGAGCCCGAGGACGCCUUCAGUGCCUGGGGUGUCCCGGUCAAGGAAAAGAAGAAAAAGAAAGGCAAAGUCGAACCGGAACCUGAGCCCGAACCCGAGCCUGAGCCUGAACCUGAACCUGAACCUGAACCUGAACCUGAACCUGAACCCGAGCCAGAGCCAGAGCCGUCUGUGCCUGACGACCCCUUAUACGACGGCUGGCGUGAUCUCUCAUCCAAGGACCGCAAGAAGCGCGAAAAGAAACUCAUCCAGAAAGGCCUCCCUAUCCCUGGAAAGGACUUCGAGCUUCCAUCAGAUGAACCGCCCGAGGUAGUUCCAGAACCCAUUGUCGAGCCUGAGCCUGAACCUGAACCUGAACCUGAACCCGAACCGGAGCCCGAGCCUGAGCCUGAACCAGAGCCGGAGCCAGAACCUGAACCAGAGCCGGAGCCAGAACCGGAAAAGCCAGCCGAGGAUGAUUCCUGGGGGAUAUGGGGGCCUGUCAAGGACAAGAAGAAGAAGAAGAAGGGCGGUGACGUUGAGCCACCUCCGCCUGCACCAACACCUCCUGCCCAAGGCCUCACUCCGGAGCCGGAAUCCUUCAACGACGAUGUCUGGGCAGAGUUGGCCCCCAAGACCUCCAAGACUACGAAGAAAGCUAAGGCAAUUGAGCCCCCCAAAGAGGAGAAAUCCAAGGGAGGUUUCUGGUCAGCUUUCACGGGAGGGUCUACGAGCAAAUCAAAGUCUACUAAGAAGGCCAAGGAUCCAGAGCCGGAGCCCGAACCUGAGCCUGAGCCAGCCCCAGAGGAAGACUUACUCAUUGAUGUGGCCGACGAGGCCCCCGUAGAGCCGGAACCUGAGCCAGAACCCGAGCCAGAGCCAGAGCCAGCACCGGAACCGGAACCGGAACCAGAACCCGAGCCAGUUCCAGUCAAGUCUUCCAAAAAGGCCUCUAAACUGAGUGUCGCCGAGCGGAUCAAGGCACUGGAGCAGGCUAAGGAGGAGAAGAAGAGGCUGCUGAAGAAGAAGAAGGCCGAACCUGAACCUGAGCCAGUGCCUGAACCCGAGCCCGAGCCCGUCCCUGAGCCAGAGCCAGAACCUCCUGCCGAAGAGCCUGCGCCAGCCAAGAAGAGCAAGUCCAAGUCAAAGAAAGAGGAUUCUCUUCCUGGGAGCUUCCCUGACUUUGGAGAUGACGCUGAGCCUGAACCCGAGCCCGAACCUGAGCCUGAGCCAGAACCUGAACCGGAGCCUGAGCCGGAACCUGAACCUGAACCUGAGCCCGAACCUGAGCCAGCACCGGAUCUUUCUAAGAUGUCUAAGAAGGAACUGAAAAAGUACAAAAAGGCUGAGGCUGAAAAGGCCGCAGCUGCAGCUGCAGCUGCAGCGGCUGCGGAGGCCGCCAGAGAACCCACACCCCCACCCGAAGAGCCCGCCCCAGAGCCCGAGGCCGAGCCUGAGCCUGAACCAGAACCAGCUCCAGAACCCGAAGCUGAUCCUGAGCCCGCGCCUGAACCGGAGCCUGAGCCUGAGGCCGAGGCCGAGCCAGCCCCUGAGGAGCCAGCAGCGGAAGAAAGCGCUCCCCCAGCGCCCCCGGCAGAGGCAACACCCAAGCCUGCAAAGAAAGAACGAGCUCGUGUUGAUCGCAACACGAAUACCUGGGGCUCGUUCUUCGGUGCUGCGCCUCCACCAAAAAAGUCCGCUAAGAAAGAUAAGCCCCGCGAUGAGGAGCCAAGAAAAAAGGAAUCCACCCGCGAGCGGUCCCCCGGUGCGACGCGCACGAAAUCAACCAAGUCGCGACCCAAAGAGGCUGAACCAGAUGCUGAAAAAUCGUCUUCCGACCGUGAAAAGCGACGCGAACGAGAAGGUCGUCCAUCGAAGAACCAACGUGGCGUGACCUUGGCGAACAUGGUUCUGGGCACGCCUCAGUCCAAAAGCAAAUCGGCUCGGAAACAUGAGUCUCCAUCGAAACCUGCGUCUAGACGUCCUUCAUUUGAGAAAGAGAUGGCCGAAGACAAGCCUGAGGUGUCUGACAAGGCUGCUAAAUUGACGGGGAUGAAUACGAAGGCUCGGCGUGAGCGGCCGCGCACGGAACGACGGAAGUCCGCUCGUGACCCGUACGCCAUUGAGGAUGACGAUCUCGUUGUCGUGGAUAUGGAAGAUGCCGAAGGACACUCUCCCAAGGAAGACUCCAGAGGGUCGAAACGCAAGUCUAAACGACAGUCACGGCCAAGGCCCGAAGACGACGAGGCUGUAAUGGUUGACGCCGAACAAGCGCAACCCGCACCAGAAGUUAUCUCAGGACCCGACGACAUGGCCUUCGUGGAUGCGCCCCCACGAGAGCGUCGCCUCAAGCGCUCAAACACCGCACCAGGACCGCCAAAGAAACAAGAAAGUGGUGGCCUGAUGGGACUCAUUGGCUCUUUGCGAAAGACAGCCAAACCAGAGCGCCCAGAGCGCCCCGAAAUGCCCGACCGACGAAAGUCGCGCUCAUACCGUGACGACGAGAUGCGCUAUCCCCCCGAUCCAGAACGCGACGCAGCACGCCGAGCACGACGCGAGGAUCGACGCCGCGGCUCAGUCCGCCCAGACACCGACGCCGAGGGCUUCUACACUGAUGCGCCAGGCCCAGGCCCAGAGGCAGAGUUCGACGACCGCGAAGCGCGACGCGCAGCACGCCAUUCACGCCACGGAUCCCGCAAAGCCCCCUCUGCAGCCGAGGUUCGCGACAUCGAGGCUCGGGAAGCAGAGGAGCGACGGGCGCGGAGAAAAGAGCGCGCACGUGAGCGCGCUCGCGAGGAAGAGGAGGAGGAUCGAAUCCGGGAAGAAAGACGCGCUCGAAGAGCUGCGCGUGAGGAACGCCGGAUUCGCGAGGAGCAAGAAGCGCGCGAGGCUGAGGCUGCUGCUGCUGCGGAAGCUGAAGCUGCGGAAGCAGCUGCGCAGGCUAGGGCUGCGGAGCGUCGGGAGCGAAGACAAAUGCGCGAAGAAGAGAUGAUGGCUGCGAAGAUGAGUCGUCGUCGUGCGCGCGAUGAGCAGGAGUUCUACGAUGAGCGAGAUGAUCGCCGAGCGCGGAGUAAUCGGGAAGACCCGAAGGAUCGAGCUCGUCGUCGCAAGUCCAAGGUGCCUAUUGAACCAUCCAGAGAGCCUUAUAUGACUGGUGGUGGGAAAGACAAGAUUUCUUCCUGGGUGUAUUCUCAAGCAGAUGAGCCUCCUGAGCCGCCUCCAAUCAUGCCCACUGUCAUUGAUAUGCCGCCUCCUGGAGAUGCGGGUGGGACUGGCAAUUCAAUUUCGUCGGACGAGGAGGCCCGACGCGCCGUUAGACGAAAGGCUAGAAGACGGGCCAAGUACGAGGAAGAGGAAGAUGCGAGAUCCAGACGAAGAGACUCGCGCCGUGAAGGCAUGAAGAGCAGCUCUGGAAGUGGUGACUAUGAGCGUGAUCGAGCGAGGUCUCGACCUGGAAGUCGACAGGAAGCUCCGUCGGCGAAGAAGCCCAGCUGGUUCCGCAAAUUGACGAAUCUUUAA
Messenger RNA from Penicillium olsonii, 5127 nucleotides. NCBI's taxonomy places the organism in Eukaryota, Fungi, Ascomycota, Eurotiomycetes, Eurotiales, Aspergillaceae. The record is from the annotation of a GenBank genome assembly.